Trematosphaeria pertusa is the source of this 2379-nucleotide messenger RNA. RefSeq names its product zf-UBP-domain-containing protein. NCBI's taxonomy places the organism in Eukaryota, Fungi, Ascomycota, Dothideomycetes, Pleosporales, Trematosphaeriaceae. Gene Ontology annotation, biological process: Ras protein signal transduction; protein ubiquitination. The coding region runs from base 76 to 2208 and encodes 710 amino acids. Gene Ontology annotation, molecular function: zinc ion binding; ubiquitin protein ligase activity. Gene Ontology annotation, cellular component: cytoplasm. The record is from RefSeq and is a predicted model, not a curated record. The transcript is spliced from 2 exons.
CCUACGUUUGCACAAAUUUGCGCAACCCAACCUGCCACUCUCAGUAGAGAUGCGUGCCCGGCGUAGACCAUCCUGAUGCCGGAGUACUUCUUCCACAUUGGCUUUGAGCUCUACCCAGCGCGCUCAUCGCCCGAAACGACUUUCACCCCGCCUCCGCAGACCGACAUUUUCAACUCAAGCCUCCCCGCCCACAGCUCAACGUCUUGGGCUUCCCUUGGACCCUCCCGGCAGAGCUGUAAUAAGCCUCUAAAUUCCGCAGGCUCCAGUAGCGAUACUUCUCACCUCUCGCCCACUCGAGAACGCCCCCCAACGUCCCGCAGAUAUAGUCAGCGAACCCGAACGUCCUUCUCGGAGCAUCACGAUAGCCCUGUUCCAAUCGUCAAGCCGCCUCCUCGGCCCGCACAUAAGCGGACGCAGAAGAGCUUCGCGCCGAAAGACUGGCGAUUCGACACUAUCUCCAUUCUCAGCAUCGAUAUGAAGCCUAGCGAUGGCGACGAAUCUACAAGACCCCGCGCGAAGUCGCUCAAGCAUCCUGCCACGAGUUCCGGCGGCCUAGCUACGAAGGGCAAGUUCAUACCCUCAUAUCCAAAGGACACUGAUGUGGGAUGGGGCGUGGUGCACUUGUAUCGCGAUGGACAAGAAACACCGGGCCUAUAUGAUGACGGGGCAGGUACAGAUUUCAACGAGGAAGAUUGCACGACGCUGUGUAUGCUGGCAGUACCCUCAUAUAUGACACCCUCGGACUUGCUAGGCUUUGUGGGCGAGCAGACAAGGGAGAAUGUCAGUCAUUUUAGGCUUAUUCGGACAGCGAGAGCGAAUAAGUAUAUGGUGUUGAUGAAGUUUCGGGAGGCCAAGAAGGCGAGGGCGUGGAGGAAGGAGUGGAAUGGUAAGGCGUUUAACAGUAUGGAGCCAGAGUACUGCCAUGUCGUCUUCGUCAAAUCCAUCACCUUCCAGACCGGCGACUCAAACCGCGAUCCGUCUUCGUACCCUGACCUGGCGAACGAUCCCUUCACACCAGCUACGACAAAGCAAGCGACAGCCCCUCUCCCGCCAUCUUCUAGCGUUUCCUCACCCGUCGAACCUCCAUCACUCGCCUCGUCCCUCACAGCCAAACCGCUCGCUCCCCCCACACCCUCCCUCGUCGAACUCCCGACUUGCCCUGUUUGCCUCGAGCGUAUGGAUGAGACGACCGGGCUACUUACGAUUCUCUGUCAGCACGUAUUCCACUGCGCAUGCCUCGAGAAGUGGCGAGGCUCAGGCUGCCCCGUCUGUCGCUACACGCAAAACGACGCCUUCACACAUCGCGCCCUCGACGGCGACACUCCCGACAACGAAUGCUCCGUCUGUGGCUCCACACAAAACCUCUGGAUCUGCCUGAUAUGCGGUAACGUCGGCUGCGGACGAUAUGACAGCGCCCAUGCUUUUGCACACUACGAAGCCACAAGUCACACCUACGCCAUGGACGUCGUGACGCAGCAUGUCUGGGACUACGCAGGUGAUGGCUACGUCCACCGCCUCAUUCAGAACAAAGCCGACGGCAAGCUGGUCGACCUUCCCGCUUCUGCACAUGCGAACCCCUUCGCGGGAGGAGGCAUGACAGGCUACGCUAACGACACCGUGCCCCGCGAGAAAGUGGACAAUAUGGGCAUGGAGUAUGCAUACCUACUUACCUCGCAGCUCGAAUCCCAGCGCGCAUACUUCGAGGAACAGGUCGAGCGCGCCGUUGAUAAAGCAGCUAAAGCAGCAUCCUCAGCUGAAGAAGCGACUCGCAGCGUCGCGCACCUCACCCAGGAGCUCGAGAAACUCCAAUCGCAGUACUCAGAAGCACAGUCCACAAUCUCCUCGCUCGAAAAAGAAGCCACGCGCAACGCAGCCAAGGCCAAUUCCGCGUCAGAACUAGCCCGCAAACUAACAAAGCAGUUCAAGGAGGAGCAGACGAUCAAUGAGAGUCUCAUGACGCGUAUACAUCAUCUGGAGAAGACAGCUGAGGAGGCGAGUGCCAAGGUGAAGGAAUUGGAAUGCCAGAAGGCGGAUCUAGAGGAACAAAAUCGGGACCUCUCGUUCUUCAUUUCGGGACAGGAGAAACUGAAGGAGAUGCGGGGCAAUGAGAUAAUGGGCUUGCAGGAGGGUGAGCUGGAGAGCGGAUAUGUGGAAGUCGGCAAGGAUGAAAAGAAGGGUCGCAGGAAGGGGAAAGGGAGGAAGACAUAAGGGAAUUCCCAAGAGGUUCCGGUGUGUGCUGGAUACGCCGGCUUGCAUUAUCAGGCGUUUGACCCAUUCAGCAAUUGGGUGCAUGGCAUUUGAUUCGAGAUACCCAUAGGGCACACAGUGCAAUCGUCCAGAUCGGACAAUCCAUAUUAUCAGUGAUCCAUUCAAUCCAUC